Messenger RNA from Marasmius oreades (fairy-ring Marasmius), 1555 nucleotides. RefSeq lists its product as uncharacterized. Bases 189 to 1388 code for a protein of 399 amino acids. Lineage: Eukaryota; Fungi; Basidiomycota; Agaricomycetes; Agaricales; Marasmiaceae. The record is from RefSeq and is a predicted model, not a curated record. The transcript has 7 exons.
CUCAUUUUGGGCUUUUGUCGUUUGUUUUAUAUUAAAACGAACGGCGCGACUGGCCCUAACUCUUCAACCCACCUUCUUCCCUUUGACAAAUCGUUUAAAAAGGCCUCUACAUCUCUUGCAACCUUUCCUCCACUCGUACUCUUUUUUUUGUUUUCCAUCUCUCCCCCCAUCCUUUCUACUACUACGCGAUGUUGUACAGAGAAAGACGAUCUUGGACAGCAGAGGAAGAUCAGCUUCUUCGUGAAGCCGUUAAUCGAGAGGAUCCCGGUAAUCCAACCCCUUCAAAAUGGCAUGCCAUCUCCAAGCACGUCCCCAACCGCACCAACAAAGACUGCAGGAAACGAUGGUUCGCAAAGAUGGCUUCCGAUGUGGUGAAAGGUGGAUGGUCUCCAGACGAAGAUGAGAGACUCGUAAAGGCGAUUGAGAAGUAUGGUACACGGUGGUCAAUGGUCGCGUCCUUGGUCCAAACACGAAACAGUGACCAAUGUGCGAAGCGCUGGACAGAUACCCUCAAUCCAACGAUUGAUCGUACAAGCUGGACACCGGAACAAGAUGGUCUCCUCGUUAACGCCGUCAAUGAACAUGGCAAACUGUGGACAAAGAUCGUCAAGACCUACUUCCCAGGUCGCACUGGCCUCUCAGCAAAGAAUCGAUACAACAGCAUUACACGAUUCAACCGUGACUCUUCCCGUACUCGAAGACGACCUUCCAGUGUCAGACGUAAAUCAGAGAGCGUUUCAUCAUGCUCAUCCAGCGUGUCCCCCGUAACCCCCUCUGCCCCCAUCCCCGACCUUCCCGGAGCACUCUACAACAGCCCCCAAUGCUCCAACUUUUCCAUCGACACCUCUUCAUGGUCUCCGACAUUCUCCGACUCUACCGACGAGUCAUCAUACAAAAGCAUGGCCUGCAACGAGCUCUUUCUCCCCAAAGACAUGAGCACCGGCGCCCCCCAUGGCCAUGGCCAUAGCCAUACUCAUACUCAUACUCAUACUCAUACUCAUGGUCAUAGCCAUGGUCACGGGCAUGUCUCAUAUCCCGUCUAUGACAUGCCGCCGCUCUCACAGUGUCCAACAUAUGACAUUGUUCCCGAUUCGGCAGCUAGCACGCCCUAUACCACAUCCAGCAGUCACGGUGGAUCACCUGUUCCCCCACACCAGAAUUCGAACCGACUCUCUGUCCACUUGCCUUCGUUAGCAACUGGGGGAGGAGGGCGUGUUAACCGUGCUUACGGAAGUGUCUCGUCAGACCACAGCAACAGUAGCAAUGGGCUUUGUCAAACGCCGUCAUCAGCUGCUGGGUAUUCAAGACCAGGAGGUCGGCCUUGGGAAACUGGCGGUGAUCCGGCGGCUAUACAUUGGGAGAAAGCUCGACAGCAUCCGCUGUAUUGAAGGGUCAUUUUUGCAUUAUAUAUAUUUCACAUAUUAUCUAGCUGCUAUUUGUACUACUACCCUUUUUUUUCCUUUACUUUUGUCUCGUGUUUUUCUAGAUAGAAUGUUUUAUAGCUUUUACGCGAAUUGAACCAUGACGGAAACUUGGAAAAAACUUUUUUAUCUUA